AUGCUAUCAAGAAACUUUAUUAGACAAUCUACAAGAACUUUCAUAUCGUUUUCCAGACGUUCAAUUAUACCCUCAACAACGAAACUAUCAUCAAGAUGUGCAUAUCAACAAGCUUCAAAAUUCUCAACAACUUCAAGCCUUUUACAUCAAGCAUCUCAAGCAGAACAAUCAUCACAACAAGCUCAAGAUACAAUGAGAGCAUUAGUAUACCACGGUGCUAAAGAUAUUAGAUAUAACCAUGAUUUUGAAUUACCAAAAAUCACCAAACCAAAUGAUGUUAUCAUUCGUAUUGCCUAUUGUGGUACUGAUUUACAUGAAUAUGAAGAGCCAAAAUUUUUCAAAAAUGCAGCAUCAGAAGGUGGUGAUAAAAUCAGUGGUAAGAAAUUACCUUUAGUCCCAGGUCAUGAAAUGAGUGGUGUUGUUCAUCAAGUUGGUGAAGGUGUUGAAAACUUGAAACCAGGUGAUCAUGUUGUUGUUGAAGCUACAGGUCAUUGUUCAGAUAGACAAAACUAUUUCACAGAACCAGAAAAUCAUAGAAGACAUGAUGAAACUUGUAUUAAUUGUGAAUUAGGCUUCACAAAUACUUGUUCGGAUUUGAAUUUUGUUGGUUUAGGUAUUGAUAAUGGUGGAUUAGCUGAAUAUACCAAAUAUUCAGAAGAGCAUAUUUUCAAGAUUGAUAAGAAAAUCCCAUUAGAUGUUGCUGCAUUAAUCGAACCAUUGUCUGUUGUUUGGCAUGCAGUUGAAUUAUCAGGUUUUGUUCCUGGUGAAGAUGCUGUUGUCUUAGGUGCUGGCCCAAUUGGUCUUGCUACAAUCUUAGUCUUGAAAGCAUUUGGUGCUUCAAGAAUUGUUUGUUCAGAACCUGCUACAAUUAGAAGAGAACAAGCUGAAUAUUUUGGUGCUGUUCCAUUCAACCCAGCUGAACAUGAUAAUGAUACUGAAAUUUUAAGAUCAAUGGGUCUUAAAGGUGAAGGUUUUGGUAAAUCAUUUGAUUGUUCUGGUAUUCCAAAGACUUAUGAAACCUCAAUCCAUUCUUUAAGAGCUCAUGGUGUUGCUUGUAAUGUCGCCAUCUGGCCUCAUAGAUCUGUUGCCCAUUAUGUUAUGGAUUUAACUUUAGAGGAAAAAUCAAGUGUUGGUUCAUUAGGUUAUACUCAAAAGGAUUUCAAAGGUGUUAUCAAUGCUAUUCAAAAUGAUCAUAUACCAGUUGAAAAAUUGAAACAAUUCAUUACUGGUAGAGUUGGUUUGAAAAGUGGUGUUGUAAAUGGGUUCCACGAAUUGAUUGAACAUAAAGAUAAACAUAUUAAAAUCUUGAUUAGUCCAGAUUUAUUUGAACAGUAA
Molecule: messenger RNA, 1335 nt
Organism: Hansenula ciferrii
Lineage: Eukaryota; Fungi; Ascomycota; Saccharomycetes; Phaffomycetales; Wickerhamomycetaceae
Product: 2,3-butanediol dehydrogenase
Exons: 2
Coding region: 1-1335 (444 amino acids)
Biological process (GO): butanediol biosynthetic process
Cellular component (GO): cytoplasm
Molecular function (GO): (R,R)-butanediol dehydrogenase activity; zinc ion binding
Source: RefSeq, a predicted model, not a curated record